Fibroporia radiculosa is the source of this 1209-nucleotide messenger RNA. RefSeq lists its product as uncharacterized. Gene Ontology annotation, cellular component: endoplasmic reticulum membrane; Golgi membrane. The record is from RefSeq and is a predicted model, not a curated record. Bases 1 to 1209 code for a protein of 402 amino acids. The transcript has 4 exons. Gene Ontology annotation, biological process: UDP-galactose transmembrane transport. Lineage: Eukaryota; Fungi; Basidiomycota; Agaricomycetes; Polyporales; Fibroporiaceae. Gene Ontology annotation, molecular function: UDP-galactose transmembrane transporter activity; UDP-glucose transmembrane transporter activity.
AUGAAUCUAGGCUCGGUCUAUGCGUGGUUGGAGUCUACUCGAUGUUCUUGGUCAGGUUCCGCUCUGCCCUUGCGUGGAACAGUCGUUAAUGCCAUACUUUUAGUUAUGGGCUAUCGCUCAGGAAAGACCCGUCAAGUUUCCGUUCCUUUUCAGACCGUCGACGGCAGCUCCAGUGAUAAAUUCCGUUCGCCACUCUUCAUGAAUACGUGCCAGAGUGCCCUCAGUGCAUUAUCUGCCCUAAUUUAUCUUGCUAUUCGAAGGCCAUCAUCGCAUACAUUCAAGCAGCUGCUCGGGCUUGCAUAUAUCAACCCACAAUCGGCGUUGAAUGGCACAGCCAAGGCAAAUGAUCGUUCACCUUACCUUGGAAGUGGCUUUCCCAACAAGUCACUGCUUCUCAGAUAUCUCCAAUGUUCUGUCUUUAUCACAGCGGCCGCUCCAUUUGGUUUCGCAGCCCUUUCCUAUAUUACCUACCCGACCAUGGUGCUAGGGAAAUCGUGCAAACUCGUCCCAGUCAUGAUCAUGAAUGUUCUCUUGUAUCGCCGCCGUUUUGCGCCCCACAAGUAUCUCGUCGUAGGUAUGGUUACAUUGGGUAUCACCGUUUUUAUGGGUUUCGGAGCGGAGAAGCCUUCCAAGACGAAGGCUGGUCCUGAACUGUCAGCGUAUGCGCAGCUCAUUGGCAUCACAUAUCUUCUCAUAAACCUUGCCAUAGACGGCGCCACCAAUUCUACACAGGACGAGAUUUUCGCCCAGUACCGCGUCACGGGCCAACAGAUGAUGUUCUGGAUCAACGUCUUCUGCACGCUCCUCACGUCUGUCAUUUCAAUACUUCCUCUUCCAUACAUUCCCGUUCUACACCCAUCCGAUAAUGGCACAGAGCUGCAAGGCGCGCUGGAAUUUAUACGUACUCAUCCAUCCGUCACCAUGCCCCUAGCUCAAUACGCGCUCACUGGGGCGCUAGGUCAACUCUUUAUCUUUGAGACUUUGCAACAUUUUGGCUCUCUCACACUUGUGACCAUCACACUUACCCGCAAGCUUUUCACAAUGUUGCUGUCUGUUUUCGUCUAUGGCCACAAGCUCUCGGCAGAGCAAUGGCUUGGUGCUGCAAUUGUCUUUGCUGGUAUAUCUGUGGAGGCUUGGGUUAAACGAAAGGAUGUGCACGCAAAAAGGAUCAUUCAAGAGAAAGAGAAAGCUAAGAUCAAGACGUUGUGA